AUGGCCGCGGAGGCGCCGUCCCCGCCGCCCGCCGAGCCCGAGCCCGAGCCGGCGCGGCUGAAGCGGAAAGUGGAGACGCUGGAGCGCGAGCUGCGGAGCUGCCAACGGCGGGUGCGGGAGGUGGAGCGGCUGUACCGGAGCGCGGAGAGCAGCAACCGGGAGCUGCGCGAGCAGGUGGAGGAACUCAGUAAAAUCCUGCACUGUGGGAUAAGGAAUGACAUUAAGAAGUCGGAUGUGGAAGUGCAGACGGAUGACUGGCCGUUCUCAGACUACUAUUAUCAGACAUAUUGCAGCAGUGGCCGUCUUCCAGAUAAGGGUGCCGAGUUCUCAGCUGAGACCUUGGACUCCAGAGAGCAGUCACCACCAGAGCACGCUGCUCAUGCUGAUGCCGCUGUGACGGGGGCUGCUGGCUGCGGGCCAGGGGGGCACCAGCUCGCCUCCGGCUCCCAGGAGGCAGCAUUGGCAGCAGCAGCUGGAGAAGUUCCCUUGGAAGGCUCGUCGUUAGCCGAGAGCUUGAGAGCUGCAGCCGAGGCUGCUGUGUCGCAGACGGGAUUCAGCUACGAUGAGAACACGGGGCUGUAUUUCGACCACACCACUGGUUUCUAUUACGAUUCGGAGAACCAGCUGUACUACGACCCCUCCACUGGCAUCUACUAUUACUGCGACGUGGACAGCGGCCGCUACCAGUUUCAUUCGCGGGUGGACCUGCAGCCUUAUCAGAACCCCGCUACGAGACAGAGUAAGGAUAAAAAAUGGAAGAAGAGAAGGAAGGGUCCGGAUGGUUCUGCAGCAAGUGAAGAAAAGGAUUUGACUUCGGCAGAUCAGAAAGCCGCUGGUGUGGACCAUGCAAGCUCUGGGGAGGGGGAGAAUUUUACCAACGUGAGAAAGAAGCCCAAGACGGGCGUCGGCCACCAGCACAGUCCUCCCCCACUGAGUGUCCCGGUGGGCAGGAGCUCUACGGGAUCUCCCAGUGACCACAUGGUGAGCUCAGCUGCACUUGAUGAUGGCAGGGUCACAGAGACUGACAGUGAGCCAGAAGAAGGUGAGAUUACAGACUCGCACAGUGAGGCCAGCUGUGAGGAGGAGGAAGACUGUCCCAGUGGGGCCAGCACCACGGCUGCGGAGAGCGAGGAGGAAGAGGAGAGGAUCUGGCCACCAUGCAUCCGAGUGAUUGUCAUCAGGUCUCCGGUGCUGCAGACAGGGUCACUGUUCAUCAUUACAGCUGUGAGCCCUGCAACGAUUGGAAGAGAGAAGGACAUGGAGCACACUCUGCGCAUCCCCGAGGUCGGCGUCAGCAAGUUUCAUGCAGAAAUACAUUUUGACCAUGACUUGCAAAGCUACGUCCUCGUGGAUCAAGGCAGUCAGAAUGGCACCACUGUUAACGGGAAGCAAAUCCUCCAGCCGAAAACCAAAUGUGACCCCUACGUGCUGGAGCAUGGAGAUGAGGUGAGAAUUGGGGAGACGGUGCUAUCCCUCCACAUUCACCCUGGCAGCGAGACCUGCGACGGCUGCGAGCCAGGCCAGGUGAGAGCCCACCUGCGUCUGGAUAAGAAACACGGCUCUUGUGUUGGCCCAGCACUUAGCAAAGAGGAAAAAGAAUUAGAAAGAAGAAAAGAAUUAAAGAAAAUACGAGUAAAAUAUGGUUUGCAGAACACAGACUAUGAAGAUGAAAAGGCCUUGAAGAACCCCAAGUACAAAGACCGCGCCGGGAAGCGCAGGGAGCAGGUUGGCAGUGAGGGGACCUUCCUGCGAGAUGACGCGCCUGCGUCCGUCCACUCUGAAAUUACUGAUAGCAACAAAGGCCGGAAGAUGUUGGAGAAGAUGGGCUGGAAGAAAGGAGAGGGCCUGGGGAAGGACAGCAGCGGCCUGCUCACACCGCUCCAGCUCCAGCUGCGACAGGCACGUGCAGGCUUGGGCAGCGGCAGGCUGUCCUCCGUGGAAGAUGUCCAGCUGCUCCAGAGCAAGACCAAGAAGAACUGGGACAAAGCACGAGAGAGGUUUGCUGAGAACUUCCCAGAAACCCAGCCGCCCAAAGACCCAGCAGCGCCCAUGCCGUGGGUGAAGGGUGCUGCAGAAUGAGCCCAUCACAGGACCCUGCUCAGGGUUUGCCAGGAAUCUGGGAACAUCCUUGGCUGGAAUUGUCACAGGGAACGGUGUCAUCAGGGAACAGGUUAUGCACGGAGUGGACUGCAGUCCUCUGGGCCAAGGGGAGCCUGCGAGUGGAGUUCCCGGUUGUGGUACAAGGGACCGGCUGUGUCAUAUGCAUUUUGAAGGUAUGCCUGUCCUUGUCCCCGUAGACACAAUAGCUUCGACAGACAUGCUUCCUUGUCUGCCCAUUAGUACCUGGUAAGAUGGUGUGUCAGUGUCUGGUCAUUACGGAGUGCUCACGUGCGGCUGACGUGUCGUGGGGAACCUUCUCUGCCUUUCUUCUGUGAAGAAUCUGCUGCUGUGAGAUUGUAGCUACGGACCACUGAGAGCAGUAUGGAGACAGCUCAGUGUGCUAGCGUUUGUGGUUUUGAUGAAUACCAUUUCAGGCAAUGGAGUUUGCUAGAGAUAGCAAGUCUGUAGGGGAAAGGCUUUCCACAGCCUCAGACUCACCGUGUUGAUUGAAAAUGUCCACAAAUGCAAUAAAACAUUACAACAUUAAAA
This is a messenger RNA of Ochotona princeps (American pika), 2649 nucleotides long. It is a transcript of the gene AGGF1, whose product is annotated as angiogenic factor with G-patch and FHA domains 1. The record is from RefSeq and is a predicted model, not a curated record. Gene Ontology annotation, molecular function: protein binding; nucleic acid binding. The transcript has 14 exons. Lineage: Eukaryota; Metazoa; Chordata; Mammalia; Lagomorpha; Ochotonidae. The coding region runs from base 1 to 2079 and encodes 692 amino acids.